AUGGAGCUCCUGCGAUCGAACCUGUCGCACGUUAGAAUUCCAGGACCUACCAAUCGCGUUUACAAGCAUGAAUGCUGCGUCUCUUUCGACACUCCGGAAUCCGAUGGUGGUCUAUUUGUGGAUAUGUGCUCAUUUCUCGCAUUUGGGAAGGAUUACGUGGGAUGGAACUACGAGAAGACAAAGCAUCCUGUAUAUUUGCAUAUAAAGCGAACCGUGAAGCCUGUUAGUGAAGAUAGGCCGUCGAAAAAGCCUACUCUGUUAGCUAUAGGUGUUGAUGGAGGAUUUGAUAAUAAUGAACCUGAAUAUGAGGAAAUCUUCAAUAUUGUUGUCUUACCAGAUUAUGUAUCCCUUCCUUUUCCUUCUGUUGAACUUCCAGAGAAGGUAAGAUUGGCAGUUGAUAAAAUUCGAUCAGUUGAGGGAGCUGAGAGGAAAGAGCAGGUUGCUGCAUGGGUAGCGGAUAAGAAGAAACAAAGUGAUUAUGCCUUAAAGUUGGUCCAGCUCGAUAAUGGUGUCGUUGUUCCCCCAACUGGGUGGAAAUGUGCCAAGUGUGAUAAGACUGAAAAUCUGUGGUUAAACUUAACUGAUGGUAUGAUCCUCUGUGGGAGGAGAAAUUUUGAUGGCAGCGGAGGUAACAAUCAUGCUGUUGAGCAUUACGAGGCUACCCGCUACCCACUUGCAGUGAAGCUUGGCACCAUAACGUCUGAGUUGGAGACAGCAGAUGUUUAUUCUUAUCCGGAGGACGAUAGUGUUGAGGAUCCUCUUUUGGCACAGCAUUUGGCACAUUUUGGCAUUGAAUUCACAGCUUUACAAAAGACUGAAAUGACUACUGCUGAAAUGGAACUUGAUCAAAACACCAACUUUGAUUGGAACCGCAUUCAAGAAAGUGGAGAAGAUCUUGAACUACUAUUUGGACCUGGUUAUACUGGAUUAGCUAAUCUCGGAAAUAGUUGCUACAUGGCGGCGACCAUGCAAGUAUUGUUCUCAACUCGCUCGUUUUGCUCUCGGUACUUUGUGAAUCAGAGUCUGAAAGAAGCUUUUGAUAUUGCAAUAGCCGAUCCAGCGGUGGACUUGAACAUGCAGCUAACAAAAUUGGCACAUGGCAUGCUCUCUGGUAAAUAUUCUCUUCCAGCAACCGAGAAACAGGAGGGCAUUCGUCCCCGCAUGUUCAAGUCAGUAAUUGCUGCUAACCAUCCUGAAUUUUCAACUAUGAGACAACAGGAUGCUCUGGAGUUUUUCCUACAUUUCUUUGACCAAGUUGAGAAAGUACAUGCACAAAACUCUUCAAAUACCUGGAUAGUUGAUCCUUCAACGAGUUUCAAGUUUGGUAUAGAAGAACGCAUACAAUGUCCUUCAGGCAAAGUUGCUUACAAUCAGAGGAGAGACUGUAUUCUGUCGCUCAAUAUUCCGUUGCACAGAGCUACAAACAAGGGUGAGCUGGAAGCCUUUGAGAAGUUGAAGGCCGAGAGGCAUGCUGAAGGGAAGGAAUUGUCUAACGAGGAAAUUGUGCGCCCACGAGUUCAUUUGAAAGAUUGCUUGGAAUGUUUUUCCGGUCCAGAGGAAGUGCAUGAUUAUUAUAGUACUGCUUUAAAGUCUAAGACCACGGCUAUUAGAACUGCUGGUCUAACCUCAUUUCCCGAUUACCUUGUGUUGCACAUGAGAAAAUUUGUCCUUGAGGCAGGCUGGGUCCCUAAGAAACUUGAUGUCUAUGUAGAUGUUCCUGAUAUCAUCGACUUGAGUUUCAUGCGCAGCAGUGGUCGUCAACCCGGGGAGGAGUUGUUACCUGAAGCUGAUGAUGAAGAUAUGUCUCCUCCUAAUGCUGAUGAGACUAUAGUUGCCCAGCUUGCUUCGAUGGGAUUCAGUCACAUUCGCUGUCAAAAGGCUGCCAUUAACACUAAUAAUGUGGGGGUGGAAGAGGCAAUGAAUUGGUUAUUUGCUCACAUGGAUGACCCUGGCAUUGAUGAUCCGGUAUCUGGAAAGGGGUCUGCGUCUUCUGGUGAUCAAUCAAAACUUGACACUAUGGUUUCGUUUGGUUUCCCAGUGGAACUUGCUAGAAAAGCACUCAAGGAAUCGGGGAAUGAUAUUGAGAAGGCAUCAAAUUGGAUUUUUGACCAUCCUGAAGCUUCUGGUGGUGACCCUGCAUUACCUGAUGGUGGAGGAAAAUACAAGUUGCUUGGAAUUGUAAGCCAUAUUGGAACCUCUACACAUUGUGGUCACUAUGUCGCUCACAUUAAGAAGGAUGGCAGAUGGGUGAUUUUCAAUGAUUCAAAGGUUGGAGUAUCGAAGAACCCACCCCUUGACAUGGGAUACUUGUAUUUCUUUGAGAGAUUGGAUUGA
This is a messenger RNA of Oldenlandia corymbosa var. corymbosa, 2334 nucleotides long. The record is from the annotation of a GenBank genome assembly. Lineage: Eukaryota; Viridiplantae; Streptophyta; Magnoliopsida; Gentianales; Rubiaceae.